AUGUCUGAACAAAGAACUCGCGAAUUAUAUAUCGGAUAUAACGCUCUAAUCGACUACUUACAAACCUAUAAUAACAAGUCAUACCGCAGCUUUCUCGAACUGAAUCGUAAUACCAUAAUUUCCGCCAUAGUUUCUUCAACAACACGUCUCAACUGGAAUGAUCUCGAUAACGCCUGGUCAACAAUUUCUGCUCAGGUUCAAACACUAGCUUUCGGUAAAGGACUGUUGAUUCUGGGGAAAGGAAUCGACUAUGUAACAUUUGAGCGUUCAUGUAAAUGGUUAAUGCCAUAUUGGGAUGGUAUAAUCAAAGAUUAUAAAAGGGCUCAGCUAAAAAGUUUCGCGUAUAAAAUCAUUUACUACGAAACACCUGAACAAAUCCCAGAAGAGAAUCAAAAAUCAGACCUUUGUGGCAUCUGUCAUGAGGAAUUACUUCCGCAAUUAACAGAGGAUAUUGCCAUAUUAACGUGUGCCCACCUUUUUCACUGGAAGUGCCUUGGACACAUUUUUCUUAGACCGCGCUGCCCAAUUUGUUCAGAAGAAUACGGAUCUUCAAGAAAACGGGUCAUUGAUAAUGAAUACGAUAACCAUAAUAAUGAUCACGGAGAUAACCUUGAAGAACUUAGAUUUGAUCAGGAUAAUCCUGAAGUACAAACACUAGCUUCGGAUGAU
Molecule: messenger RNA, 669 nt
Organism: Acaulospora morrowiae
Lineage: Eukaryota; Fungi; Glomeromycota; Glomeromycetes; Diversisporales; Acaulosporaceae
Source: the annotation of a GenBank genome assembly